GUUACCUUCAGACCAAGUUGAUUUUUGCGAGCUUCCCCUUGCGUGUAGUUGUUUCAGGUUCUUUCUUUGCUUGACACCAAGAAAUAACUCUCUAAUCUCUGCUUAAUCUCUCAGAAGCUUCUGUCUUCCUGUUAGACACUCAGUAGUUCUUAUAACAUUUUCUCCACUUGUUCUGCUUGGUAUUCAAAACUUGUUGGUUUUGCUUUCCUAACUUUCUGUGCUGGAAUUUAUCUAUAUUCUUCUUUCUAUGGAGCUUUUAAGAGCAUAAGCCCUGUUGUUUUUUCUUUACUGUAAACAUUUUUUUCCAAUAGAAGAAUAGCAAGGUGCUAUUACAACUGUCAGAAUCGUGCUUUUGGCUUUGUUUUAAGUAAGUUACGUAAAAGAAAAAGCUAAAGCAAGAUGCGGCACCACACAGCGCAUAAUUGUUGUGGGAAGCAUCCUGUAAAGAGAGGCUUUUGGUCUCCUGAAGAAGAUAUGAAACUGAUUCGUUACAUUACUUCCCAUGGCCAUGGCCGCUGGUCUUCCCUUCCUCUCAGAGCUGGGUUGCAACGCUGUGGAAAGAGUUGCAGAUUGAGGUGGAUGAAUUACUUGAGGCCUGGAAUUAAGCGCGGCAAUUUCUCUAAUGAAGAAGAAAAUCUCAUCAUCUGUCUUCAUGCAAUGCUCGACAACAGAUGGGCAGAGAUAGCAAAGCACUUGCCAGGAAGGACAGACACUGAAAUAAAGAACUACUGGCAUACUUCUCUCAAGAAAAAGCUACUUUCUAAUGAGGGAUCUACUGCUAGAAGUUCUGCAUCUCCAUCUUUACACUUUUCAAAAGACCUUGAUCUUGAUCUGACUGUCAUAGAUGGCAUUGACAUUGCUCCACUGGAUCUUGAAUGUGGGUCAGACAUGGGAUAUCCUUACAACAGCCAGUUGGGUGAUUCUGUAGACAAGAUAACACAAGAUUUGGAAUUGGCAAUCACAAAUGGUAUUAAAGAAUUGGAUGAUGCAGUAUGCAUGGGUGGAACUGGAACCCAGAUAUUAAAUGAGCUUGAGGGAGGGGAGUUUCCUAAACAUCUCUUUGUAAAUGGGGAGGAUAGUAUUGAUAUCCUUCCCAAUCUUCCAAACCAGAAAUUGCAGAUAUUUGAGAAUUCAUGCUCUUCAUUAUGGUCGCCCUCUCCAUCAUCACUGAAGCAGCAUAACACCAUUCAACAAUCUGUGUUUGAAGAAACCCAGCUUCCAAUUUUCAUGUUCUCUGAAUAUUUUGGUCCUGAUCUUCUUCAGCAAUAUUGAGAGUAAAGUAUUAACAAUUAUGUUCUUGGUCCAAUUCAUGAUAGUAUUUAUACGACUUUGUAAAAAUCACCUUAGAGUGAUUCAGUUGGGUGUUUAGAAAGACAGAAGGAAUUAUUGAUCUACAGAUAGUUUGUACUGCAUAAUUGUUUGAAUUCUUAAUUUAUAAUUGGAUUCUUUGUAAAUAACCAGCAGAGACUGAUUAAUGAUUGAAAUUGCCAUUGAGAAAUUUAUUUA
Messenger RNA from Cryptomeria japonica (Japanese cedar), 1506 nucleotides. Its product is annotated as transcription factor MYB30. The transcript has 3 exons. NCBI's taxonomy places the organism in Eukaryota, Viridiplantae, Streptophyta, Pinopsida, Cupressales, Cupressaceae. The record is from RefSeq and is a predicted model, not a curated record. Bases 400 to 1272 code for a protein of 290 amino acids.